GCCGUUCCAGUGGAGGCACCUGACUUGCUUUCCCAUACAGAAAGCCACCUCCUUCCUUGGAGCAUCACUGACUGCACACCUGCCCUGUUUCCUGGCACCGGCACUAGGGUCCAGGUCACUGCUGACCCGAAGCUGCUCCUCGCUUGCACAGGAUGAGAGUCUCAGGUCUGCUCCGCCUCCUGGUGCUCACUUUUGUCCUGGUCACCACGCUGUUCUUUGUGCGCAGCUACAUCAGCUUCAACAUGCAGACGGUCCGUCUGCCGCGCUGGAUGGGCUUGGUCACCAAGGAGAACCAGGUGGCGAAGACCAAGUGUGGCCUCAGCAAGCCCUGCCCGGCCAACUUUUUUGCGUUUAAGAUCUCCAGCGGGGCUGCCAACGUCGUGGGCCCCUCCAUGUGCUUUGAAAACCACGUUAUCAUGAGUCCAGUGAAAAACAACGUGGGCAGAGGCCUGAACAUCGCCCUGGUGAACGGAACCACGGGACUGGUGCUGAGACACAACUCCUUCGACAUGUACUCUGGAGACCCCAAGAGUCUGCUGCAAUUCCUUAAAGAAGUUCCAACGGGCACGUUGGUGCUGGUGGCCUCCUACGAUGACCCAGGGACCAAGAUGAAUGACGACAUCAGGAAGCUCCUCUCCGACCUCGGCAGCUCCUAUGCCAAGGAGCUGGGCUUCCGUGACAGCUGGGUGUUCCUGGGGGCCCAAGAACUCAAGAGCAAAAGCCCCUUUGAGGAGUACCUGAAGAACAACCCAGACACAAACAAAUACGAGGGCUGGCCGGAGUUGCUGGAGCUGGAAGGCUGUGUGCCCAAGAAGGUGUUCUAGGACGGCUGCGGCUCGCCCAGGCCCAGGGCUCUGGGAAGCUCCUGCCCGACUCGGGACCGAGGCAGCGGCAGCACAGGUGCGGAGAGCACCAAGGGGCCGCGCACACCGCACUUCGCUGCCCUUCAUCGGAAAGCAAACCCGCCCAGCACCCCAAGAACUCCUACCUGGGAACU
This is a messenger RNA of Lepus europaeus (European hare), 997 nucleotides long. RefSeq names its product FAM3 metabolism regulating signaling molecule D (gene FAM3D). NCBI's taxonomy places the organism in Eukaryota, Metazoa, Chordata, Mammalia, Lagomorpha, Leporidae. The transcript is spliced from 10 exons. The record is from RefSeq and is a predicted model, not a curated record. The coding region runs from base 153 to 824 and encodes 223 amino acids.